AUGUUGGCUAAAGAGAUUGCUCAAUCUGUGAAGGAGAAAUACGAGGCUGCUGUUAAGAGUGGUAGUCUGGUGUUUACUGAGACUACUCAAGAGAAAGUUAAGGACAGUAAGUCUGGUAUCGAAUACUUGGUCAGUUAUGCUCCUUCUUUAAAGGGGAAACCAACUAAAGAGGGCAAUGGUGCUUCUGAUCCAUUUGAAAACCCUGAAGCCGAGUUGUUGAUCUCUGAGGAUGUUAAUGGCGAUGACCAAUUCAAGUUAUUAUUGAAUAAGUAUCCAAUUGUAGAGAACCACACUAUUUUAGCUACAAAAACUUUCCAAAAACAAAACUUGGCUUUGAGUCCAAAGGAAUUGUUCACUUCAUACAAAUACUUGAGUAAAUUGGACGAUUCCACUAACGAUGAGGUUAAGUAUAUGAUGUUUUACAACUGCGGUGACUUAUCAGGUUCUUCAGUUGAUCAUAAACAUUUGCAAUUCAUCCCAUUGCCAAAAAACUUUAACACUAUUCAAGACAAUUUAGUUUCUGGUAAAACUCACUUCUUGCCAACUGUUAGAGAAGAACCAUUGCAACAUGAAAAAACUAGUUUCGCUCAUUUCGCUAUCCCAUUACCAGAUAAUUCAGAUGAUGUCGAUGAAGACUUAUUAGCUAUGGCAUAUUUCUCCCUUCUACAAAGAGCUUUAACUUUUUUCCAAGAUUGGUUAAAUGAGAGACCAGAAUUUACUGGUAAAACUAGUUACAACGUUAUGAUGACUAAGAAAUGGCUAUCUGUUGUCCCAAGAUCAUCUCCAGUAUCGAAGACUUUAGGUUUAAAUCUAAAUGCUACUGCUUACGUCGGUUUACUAUUGAUUAAAGAUGAGGAAACUUUGAAUAAAGUAAAAGAAAAUGCUUCUUUAAUUGAUGAGGCUUUAUUAGAAUGUGGUUUCCCAAAUACCGCUGGGGAAAAAACAAAUGAAUAUAACUACUAA
Messenger RNA from Tetrapisispora phaffii CBS 4417, 963 nucleotides. RefSeq lists its product as uncharacterized. Gene Ontology annotation, molecular function: ATP:ADP adenylyltransferase activity; ATP binding. The record is from RefSeq and is a predicted model, not a curated record. Bases 1 to 963 code for a protein of 320 amino acids. Gene Ontology annotation, biological process: nucleotide metabolic process. NCBI's taxonomy places the organism in Eukaryota, Fungi, Ascomycota, Saccharomycetes, Saccharomycetales, Saccharomycetaceae. The transcript has a single exon.